CAGUAUUCAACAGGUCAAUAGCAAAUUAAGAAAACAACAAACUAAACAUAUCGAAAGCGAAACCAAAUCAACAACAACAGGAACAACAACAACAACAGGAACAACAACAUCAACAAUCAACUGCGUAAUUGCGAAUUGCAAUUGGCAAUUGAGCUAAGCGAAAGAUCCAACCAAACAGGAACAACCGCCCAGGACAGGACAAUGACACCAGGACAUCGAGUGCAGCUUUACGCUGGCAUCCUCCUAAUGCUUAUGCUCUCCUCCACGCUGGCUGUGGCCAAGCCGCCGCAGCCUGUUAAACAGGAAGCGGACCAUCAAAACGCUGAGUUUCCAGAGGAAGACACCGACAUGCUGAUGGAACCGAAUGACUUUACGCCCAUAACUGUGCUGCGAUCCCAUGAGCAGCAGCACUUCCAUAUGCCGCCCACAACACAGCUGCAGCAGCAGCAGCAGCCACAUCAUCGGGCAGUUGCUGCCACGCCCGCUCAGAGUCGCCACUUUCAGGCAGCUUUGCAGCCAGUGUCGGCCGCGGUGCCAGUGCAGCAGGAACAGUUCCGUCCCAUUGCCAAUCCGAACACACAGCUGAUCUCGCGGGCCGAUGUAACGCCCGGUCCCGGUGCGGACUCGCACAGCCAGGCGGCGCAGAACUUCUAUCCGCCUUUCUACCAUGAGGCGCCGCCAUUGGGCCACUCGCGUCCCUAUUUCGCCGGUCCCGCUGGUCCCGUUGGCGACAACUCGCCGCUGCAACUGCCGCUCUUGCCGCCAGCCCAGCAGCAGCAGCAGCGCGGCUUUGAUGCAGCCAUUCUGGGCAGCGGUGAUUUUGGUGUGCUGCGUGGCGGCACCUUCUAUCCGGAGGAGGAGAUGCCCUACCAUCCAGAGGACAACAGUGACUACAUCUAUGGCGAUGCCAACAAUGGCCAUGGUCGUCCCAGCGAGGCGUUCAUCCAGAAAUAUACAUAUCCCGAGGAGCAGUUCGCCAACUUCCGUGACUUUGCUGACAUUAAUACGCCCGCAGAUUCGGCCUUCUCACAGUUUGUGGUCGUCUAUGCGGCCAAGAAUGCGACCAAGCCGAGCACCCAUCCACAUCCGAAGAACAUAUUUGAGCAGCUGGAGCUUCUAGAUCGCGAGAAGGCGCUCGAGGAGGCGGCGCUCAAGAAGCAACAGCCCAGCAAAUCCAAAUCCAAGCUAUCCAAAACGAAGCUCCAAAAGAAGUAUAAGAAAAAGACAAUUAGCAAGGAUCUGGAGCUGGAGCCGCUGCUGGCACUGAGCUAAGCGCCAGGUUGGGCCCACAUCCAGCUGGGAGCGAGUUUUAGCUGCGAAAUUUAAUGGUUUUUUUUAUAUAUUUAUUUUGAGCAAAGAUAAAAUUCCAACUUUAGAUACCUUUUCGCCGGACUCUCACACAAAUUUGCACACUUGCCCCGCGCGCACGCCUGCUGCAAGCCCCUCCCUCUCCACGCCCCUGCCACCCGUCCCCCUUCACAACACUUAUGGUUUACAAUAGUUCCGUUAGUUGUGUGUACUUAUUAUUAUUAUUAUUAUUUUAAACAUUAUUAUAGCUAUUAUUAUUGUAAUUUUUUUGUAUCUGUUUACUUGUCUCACAAUUCGUGUUACAUAAUUGUUAAUUGUACUUAAUUAUAGCC
Messenger RNA from Drosophila montana, 1640 nucleotides. RefSeq lists its product as uncharacterized. The record is from RefSeq and is a predicted model, not a curated record. The transcript is spliced from 2 exons. Lineage: Eukaryota; Metazoa; Arthropoda; Insecta; Diptera; Drosophilidae. Bases 202 to 1272 code for a protein of 356 amino acids.